Messenger RNA from Nerophis lumbriciformis (worm pipefish), 765 nucleotides. The record is from RefSeq and is a predicted model, not a curated record. Lineage: Eukaryota; Metazoa; Chordata; Actinopteri; Syngnathiformes; Syngnathidae.
AUGUCUGGGGUUGUGCGAGGCCCGGCGGGAAACAACGAUUGUCGAAUUUACGUGGGCAACCUACCGCCCGAUAUACGCACUAAAGAUGUGGAGGAGGUCUUCUACAAGUACGGUACUAUUCGGGACAUCGACCUGAAAAACCGCAGAGGAGGGCCGCCUUUCGCUUUUAUUGAAUUCGAAGACCCAAGGGACGCCGGAGAUGCCGUCUAUGGCCGGGACGGAUACGACUACGAUGGUUACCGGCUGCGCGUGGAGUUCCCCCGGAGCGGCAGGGGUUCCAGAGGCAGCAGUUUCGGCGGGGCUGGAGGCGGUGCCGGCGGAGCUCCCAGAGGUCGAUACGGGCCCCCGUCCAGACGUUCCGAGUACAGGGUGGUUGUAUCCGGACUCCCUCAGAGCGGCAGCUGGCAGGACCUAAAGGACCAUAUGCGCGAGGCGGGCGACGUGUGCUACGCGGACGUGUACCGGGAUGGCACGGGCGUUGUAGAGUUUGUGCGCAAAGAAGACAUGACCUAUGCCGUCCGAAAGCUGGACAACUCCAAGUUCCGCUCGCACGAGGGAGAGACGGCGUACGUUCGCGUGAAAUUAGAUGGUCCCCGCAGCCCCAGUUACGGACGAUCUCGCUCGCGCAGCCGCGGCAGCCGGAGCCGAAGCCGCAGCCGCACCCCCAGCCGCAGCCGGAGCCGAAGCGACUCUCGAGGACGCGGACGGCCCUCGCCGCGCUACUCGCCGCGUCACAGCGGCUCCCGAUCGCGAUCGCGCUCCUAG